Drechmeria coniospora is the source of this 903-nucleotide messenger RNA. RefSeq lists its product as uncharacterized. The transcript is spliced from 2 exons. The record is from RefSeq and is a predicted model, not a curated record. Bases 1 to 903 code for a protein of 300 amino acids. Lineage: Eukaryota; Fungi; Ascomycota; Sordariomycetes; Hypocreales; Ophiocordycipitaceae.
AUGGCCAAUCCAGCAUCAGUCCCAGCCGGGUCGGUGGGUGUUUCGCUCAGCGGCGAGGACGAAACUCCCCAUCGGCAGAUUCGUGCCCUGUACGACGACGAUACCAUCACCGUCUACCAGGCCUACAACCACUCCAUCGCCGACGCGGCCGUCGAGCAGCAGAAGCUCAACGCCUCUCCCCACUUUCGUCCCGGCCGCAUGACGUGGAUCAAACCCAGCUGGGCUUGGAUGAUGUACCGCGCCGGCUACUCCUUCAAAGACGCCGGCCAGUCGCGCAUCCUCGCACUCCGAAUGAAGCAUGACGAGUUUUUCGGCCUCCUGCGCCGGAGCAUCUUGGCAAAUCAUUGCAUCGCCAAGCAGGUCGAUGGCGCCAGAGACAAGGCUGCCGUCGUCAGGGUUCAGUGGGAUCCAGAACGUACGGUCAAGCUAGAUGUGCUUCCCUACCGGUCCAUCCAGAUUGGAAUUCCCGGAAGCCUGAGCGGCCACUGGGCCGAUGAAUGCAUCGUCUCCAUCGAGGACGUUACGGACCAGGCACGAGAGUUGAAGAAGACGAUCGACGAAAGGCCCGACAUCACAACCGACGAGCUCAUUCAGCUGGGAUUGGUGCCAAGGGAGAGACCAUUUCCCCUCGAGAACGAACGUCGUCGAUGUAUCAAGGGCUGCUCCAGCGUAGGCGUCGGUGCAAACCCUUUACGGCACCUUGCGGUCGUACCCAACCGCGUCUUGCCCCUGCAAAACGGCCAUCCCCAAGGAGGGGCCGACAUCGAUCUGGGCGGCAUUGACGAUGCAGAGCCCGGCGUCGCCAUUCUCCAGUUUCUGGUCCCCAUCAUUCAGACACCUCCGAUUCUCGGCCGGUCAAUGAAGUUGGGCCCAGCCUUGGUCGACUUCAGCGAGCUGCUCUGA